Puntigrus tetrazona (Sumatra barb) is the source of this 1190-nucleotide messenger RNA. It is a transcript of the gene ppt1, whose product is annotated as palmitoyl-protein thioesterase 1 (ceroid-lipofuscinosis, neuronal 1, infantile). Gene Ontology annotation, cellular component: lysosome. Lineage: Eukaryota; Metazoa; Chordata; Actinopteri; Cypriniformes; Cyprinidae. Gene Ontology annotation, molecular function: palmitoyl-(protein) hydrolase activity. The record is from RefSeq and is a predicted model, not a curated record. Gene Ontology annotation, biological process: protein depalmitoylation; receptor-mediated endocytosis.
GCUCGGACUGAAGCAUGGGUUCAUCCGCCGCUCUUCGCCUCGUCGCAGUGUCUGGGUGUCUGUUGUUGUUUUGCGGCUCUUCGUGGGGAAAUAACGCCACGGUCCCUCUAGUGAUAUGGCACGGAAUGGGAGACAGUUGUUGCAAUCCACUGAGCAUGGGUGCGAUGAAGAAGAUGAUUGAAGAGGAAGUUCCAGGGAUAUAUGUGAUUUCCCUGAUGAUAGGCAAGACCGUAAUAGAGGACACUGAAAAUGGCUUCUUCAUGGAUGUUAACAAGCAGGUGUCUUUGGUGUGUGAUCAGCUGUCUCAGGACCUUAAGCUGAAGGGAGGCUAUAACGCGAUGGGCUUCUCCCAGGGGUCGCAGUUUCUCCGGGCGGUUGCACAGCGCUGUCCAGCCCCAAUGAAGAACCUCAUCUCAGUCGGUGGGCAGCAUCAAGGAGUAUUCGGUCUCCCACGGUGCCCUGGAGAAAGCUCUCAUAUCUGUGACUGGAUUCGCAAGAUGUUAAACUCGGGAGCCUACACUGAUGCAGUUCAAAAACACUUGGUGCAGGCGCAGUACUGGCACGAUCCACUCAGUGAUGACUUGUAUAAAAAGCACAGCCUGUUUCUUGCUGAUAUCAACCAAGAGCGGGUGGUGAAUGAGACCUACAAGAAAAAUCUGAUGUCUCUGAAUAAGUUUGUCAUGGUUAAGUUCCUGCAGGACACUAUGGUAGAUCCCGUGGACUCCGAGUGGUUUGGCUUCUAUAAACCUGGUCAAGCUAAAGAGCUGGAAACACUGCAGGAAAGUGCAAUUUAUACAGAGGAUCGUCUGGGUUUGGCAGAGAUGAAUUCUGCAGGGAAGCUUGUGUUCCUCGCCACUGAUGGAGAUCACCUGCAGUUCACCCGAGAAUGGUUUAAUGGCAAUUUACUUCCCUACCUACGUUAAAUAUAGUAACCGGCUUAUUCCCUUUAUGAGAGAGUUUACACACACACACACACACACACACACACACAAUGUGUGCUGACUUUAGCACGCUUCUAACUUUUGCCUUUGAGUCUUACAAAAGUGAAGCCAGUCUCGCUUGUUUUAUUGCACUGAUCUUGAUUUUUAUUUGAUUGAUUUAAUCAGAACAUCUUUGUUACACUCCAGAUUUUAAUUAGUUCUAAUUGUCAUUUCAUUUUUGUUAGAGAAUAAAACUUUGAAUCGUACAAA